UAAUUAGCCCCAAAAUUGGGAACAUAGGUAAGUGUGAGGAAAAUCCUAAGCUGUAUUGCUGUUCUCUGAUCUAUGUAGAAGUCAAAAGUAUUCAAUUUUAUGGGCAAACCCUCUCCUAUCAACACAAUCAGGCUACUAAAUCUCGCGAGAACAACGAAAGCCCCAAAACCCACGUCCCAAUUUCAGAAAGAGAAGUCAAAGAACAUGGAGAACAGCAGCCGCGCGGACAGAGAUGAGAGAAGUAGCAGCAACGGCAGCGUCAGCGUCAGCAACGAUACGCGCGUGCCGCUGUCGGAGGUUGUGUCGGAUUGCGUAAAGCGGUGGUUCAAAGACACGCUUAAAGAAGCCAGAGCAGGAGAUAUCAGCAUGCAGGUCUUGGUGGGUCAGAUGUAUUACAGUGGUUAUGGCGUUCCCACAGACGCCCAAAAGGGAAGAAUUUGGAUGACAAGAGCGUCAAGGACUCGAUCCUCAGUCUGGAAAGUCAGUGAUAAACGUCCAGGUUAUAAUGCAAGUGACUCAGAUUCAGAUGAGUUGAAGGGUGACUCUUAGCGAGAUAAUAUUAAUGUUCAUGUGCUGAAAGUUCUAAAUGGGCCCUAUUUGGUGCUGUUUUUCCUCCACCACUUCCAAGUUUGAAUGUCCAUGGAACAAUUUUCAUUCCUUUUGCUUUGAAUGUCCUGUAUCUCUCUUUUUUCCCCUCAUACCAGCUCCUCCUUUGUAAUCUCACUGUUUACUGUUGUUUUACUGAAAUCUUUUUGUUGUUAAUAAAUACAAAACGAUUUCCAUUUUUCAAUUGAUCUUGGUGGCUGGAGUGUUCAUGAAAA
Tripterygium wilfordii is the source of this 821-nucleotide messenger RNA. RefSeq lists its product as uncharacterized. Bases 100 to 549 code for a protein of 149 amino acids. The record is from RefSeq and is a predicted model, not a curated record. Lineage: Eukaryota; Viridiplantae; Streptophyta; Magnoliopsida; Celastrales; Celastraceae. The transcript is spliced from 4 exons. Gene Ontology annotation, molecular function: protein binding.